Molecule: messenger RNA, 1614 nt
Organism: Prorocentrum cordatum
Lineage: Eukaryota; Dinophyceae; Prorocentrales; Prorocentraceae
Source: the annotation of a GenBank genome assembly
AUGGCCCAGGCGGGCGGCCGCGGCUUCGCUGUGCACUGGGCCAGCGUGCGCGAGGGGCGGGGGCACGUGGCCGUCAAGCGCUUCCUGGCCCCGCCGGGCCACGCGCGCCUGCCGCCGUGGAGCCCCGCGGUGCUGCUGGUGCACGGCGGCCCCGGCCUGCCCUCGCGCUACCUGGAGCCGCUGGCCCAGCGCCUCUGCGCUUUCCGCGGCCGCACGGUGUACGCAUACGACCAGCCGGGCUGCGGCCUGUCCGCGGCGGCAGGGACGUUCGGCAGCAUGGCGCAGGGCGCGCGGGACCUGCGAGACGUGCUGGCGUUCCUGGGCGCGGAGCUCGGGGAGCGCGAGGUGCACCUCGUUGGCCACGGGCUCGGGGGCGCGCUGGUGAUGGAGGCGCUGCUGCGCGAGGGGAUCUACCUGGACGCCGCGGGGUCCGAGGAUCGCUGCCCGCGCCGGUCUCCGUGUGCCUGGUCGCCGCGCCGAGCAGCGCGGCCCUGGCGGAGGCGGAGGCGCGGCGCCUCAUCGCGCGGGUGGCCGAGGAGAGGUGCCCCUCGAGGACUGCCCGGCCUCCUUCUGGUACAGGCACGUCUGCGCGCUGAAGCCGCAGCCGGCGGAGCUGGCGGACGCCUAUCAGUCUGCCUCGGACCCGGCGAGCGGCGGCGGCCGCAGCGGCGCCCUGCGAGGCUGGGAGCUGCAGGCCCGAGCGGGCUGGCGGCUCGCGGGCCGAGACGCGCUGGAGGGCUGGGAGAUCCCCGCGGAGGAGGUCGCCCAGCGCUACGCCGCCGCCGCCCGUGGCGCGCCGCUGCUGAGCCUGCGGGGCAGCGAGGAGACUUCGUCACGGCGGCGUGCGUGCGGGCCUGGCGCGCCGCGGGCGCGGGCGGCGCGGGGGCCCGCUUCCAGGAGGCCACCGUGCACGGCUGCGGGCACCACGCCCACCUCGAGGACCCGGAGGCCUUCGCGGCUGCGCUGCGGCUCUGGCUGCUGGCGCCCGGGGCCGCGCGGUCGGAGCGCCUCCCGCAGGCGCACUCCAAGGACGACAUGGCUGCGGCCGCGGCGCGGCGCGAGGCUACCGGCGAGCUGCAGGUGCUGAGCAAGUCGGAGGCGUACCGCCACCUGUCUGGCUGGGCGUCCGAGCUCUCGUGGAAGGCCGUCAGGACCCCCUCCCCGCCGCCGGCGCGGCGCCACCGCCACCACGGGCAGAGGCUCAGCUACCUCGACGGCAGGGCGCCUUCCCGCAUGGUGCGGCAGCUGGCGACCUGGGCCCGGGCGCUCAGGCCGGGCGCCCCCGACGGCGGCUCCGCCAGCAGCUCCGCGGCAGCACCCGCCGCGCCGGGCGCGGGCAGCGCCGAGGCCGUCCGUGAGGCCCUGCGCUGCUGCGCCGCGCCCGUCGCCGCAUCCAACAUGGAGCCCACCCAGCACGGGGGGGGGGCGCCGCCACCAGCGGCGUCGCGCCGUCGGUCAUCGUGUGCAUCCAGGGCGGCGCCCAGGAGAGCCCCGCGCCCCUUCAGGUGGUGGGCGUGGCGGUGGCGCCCGGGACGCCAAAGGGCAUCCAGGAGGCCAUCGUGCACCGCGUCGAGGGCAUCAUCGCCCAGGUGUCGUCGGAGGGCUCCCUCCUGA